AAUAAAUGUAAGAACAUUUCCUGACAUAGUGCUUAAAAAAUGUUAGCUAUUGAUAUUAUUAAUGUAAGCUCCACAAGGGGACGUGUCGGAUUUUAAACAUCUUUUCCUCUUCCAUAGAGCAUAGCACCGAGCACCACCAGGCUACAUCUUUUCAAGAUGAUUUGCGAACGUUGGAAUCUUCUGAGCCCAGAAUACACCACCCGCGGGCGUUUGCGUGUAGGACUGCGAUAGACCGGAACCCAAAAGCUGGGGAUGUUGAGGAGCCGGAGCUUCUUUGCGCUUGGCGCUGGCCCCGGAAGUGGCGAGGGCGGGGUCAACGCUGCCAAGAGAAAUCCUCCGCCUCGCGAAGAUGCUGCUGGACCUGUCGGAGGAGCAUAAGGAGCACCUGGCCUUUUUGCCGCAAGUGGACAGCACGGUGGUCGCGGAGUUUGGGCGGAUUGCGGUGGAGUUCCUGAGGCGAGGCUCUAACCCCAAGAUCUACGAAGGCGCAGCCAGAAAACUCAGUGUGAGCAGUGACACUGUCCAGCAUGGUGUGGAAGGAUUAACAUACCUCCUCACUGAAAGCUCAAAGCUUAUGAUUUCUGAACUGGAUUUCCAAGACUCUGUUUUUGUUCUGGGAUUCUCUGAAGAAUUGAACAAAUUAUUGCUUCAGCUUUAUCUGGACAACAGAAAAGAGAUCAGAACUAUUCUGAGUGAAUUGGCACCAGACCUUCCAAGUUACCACAGCCUUGAAUGGCGACUAGAUGUACAGCUUGCAAGCAGAAGCCUCAGGCAACAGAUUAAACCAUCAGUGACUAUAAAGCUACACCUUAAUCAGAACGGAGAUCACAACACCAGAGUUCUGCAGACAGACCCAGCCACUCUGCUCCAUUUGGUUCAGCAAUUGGAACAAGCAUUGGAAGAGAUGAAAACAAACCACUGUAGGAGAGUUGUGCGCAAUAUCAAGUAGUUCCAGUUUUAAGGAUUUAUUCCCUUUGAAUCACUUGUGAAUUGAUGAUAAGCAACAGUUACUUUUCAAAAUUAAUUUUUUAUUAAUUGACAGUGAUAAAUACAUAUAGUUUCCAUGCAGUUUCUUUUCCUAUGACAAGAUAUUAAAGUCAUGAUCAAAAGCUAAAGUAAAGUUCCUUUCCUGGUGCUAAAUGUGGUCAGUUUCUUCACAAAUUAAGAUGUAUUUUAUAUUUUAAAUGUGUAAGUAGAAUUGAAUCAACUGGAAGUGAAUCUAUACUGUUCAUAUCUUUUGUGUAUAUGAAUGUCUUUUUUUGGUACUUCUUUUGAUUGCUUAACUUUAUUAUUUUCUUCUUUAUUGACCAAAAUUUGAAAAUAAAAUUCACAAUGUAAUACCAUUGCUAUUCAGAAUAUUUUUAGACAGUUCAUUGUUUUUGACCUUUAAAAGCACCCACAAU
Molecule: messenger RNA, 1403 nt
Organism: Neomonachus schauinslandi (Hawaiian monk seal)
Lineage: Eukaryota; Metazoa; Chordata; Mammalia; Carnivora; Phocidae
Gene: COMMD2
Product: COMM domain containing 2
Exons: 5
Coding region: 350-949 (199 amino acids)
Source: RefSeq, a predicted model, not a curated record